Teleopsis dalmanni is the source of this 1829-nucleotide messenger RNA. RefSeq lists its product as uncharacterized. The record is from RefSeq and is a predicted model, not a curated record. The transcript has 3 exons. Lineage: Eukaryota; Metazoa; Arthropoda; Insecta; Diptera; Diopsidae. Bases 303 to 1826 code for a protein of 507 amino acids.
GAAGAACUGUGAGUUAACACGGUAUAAUGUUGUAGAUUAAAAAUGCAGAUUUAGUUAAUGUAGUGAAUUUAAUCAUGCAAGAUGCACUAAAUAAACGUGCUAUAAAUUGGUCAAAAAAGUGGCAUAUGCUUAUCGUAAUUCCAAAACGUAGUGAAAUUCGUAACAACAGUAAGUGAAGAAAAUGCAACCUUGCAAACGUCACUGCAUUACAGUUAAUUCGUCUUCGGCAGUUGAGUACUUGUUGACUAUCAAAAAAAAAACAUUAAAAUUAAAAAGAAAAAAGUUGAGUUUAAAAAGAAAUUAUGGAAACGAUAGAAAAAGAAAAAGUGACUACAAAUCCUUCAAAUAAAAGGUGGCAGAAGAAAGAAAUUGAAAAACUGUUGAAUUAUAUUUGUAGAGCGGGAAAAUUUGAGGUCCCAACAGCUCAAAUAUAUUAUACAAAAUGUCUAGAAGAAACAAAAAUUGAUGCUAGUUGGCACUUACUACGUUGGAAAAUGCGACAUCUUAAAAGCAAUUACAUCAGAGCAAAUCAAUGGAUUAAAUCUACUAAACCUAGUAUUUUGAAAUCUGAAUUUGGAACUGAAAAAGUACAAGCACGGGUUAUGAAGAUAUGUCCGCAUUAUUUCUUAUUAAAACAAAUUUUUCCUCUCAACACAAACGAAGAUCUGACAACCGCCAAUAUUGAUGACAUGGUAGAUAUAAAAUAUGAGAUAAGUUCACAGCCGGAUCCUAUAGAUGACUCCACAUCAUUCUCAACUCCCCCCGCUAGCCCAGGUUGCAUGAUUUCAAAUGGCACUAAAGAUUUCAUUUCAGAAACACAAAAUCCAACGAAGACAACGUAUGAAAGCCCUCCUGCUACCCCAGAUUGCAAGGCUUGGAACGAGACAAAAGAUUUUGUUCCAGAAAUGCAUAAACUAAUGUACGAGAAUCGUCCCAUUACGCCAAGUGGGAAGGUUCCAAGUGCUGCAAAAGAUUCUGUUUCAGAUAUACUGAAAGUAGCUUCGAAAUCGUAUGAAAAUCCUGCUACUCCAGGUUUUAAUGUUUCAAGUAGCGUAAAAGAUUUUGUCCUAGAAAUGCAUAAAUCACUCUCAUCAUCAUUUGAAAGUCCUCCGGCUACCCCUGGCUUCACAGUUUCAAAGAUUGCAAACGAUUUUGUUCCAGGAGUGCAGAAAACACUUUUGAAAUCAAAUGAAAGUCCUCCCACUACCGCAAAAGGCAGGGCUUCAAGUGACGCUUCCACCGCGAAUUUCACAGUUUCAAGUGACACAAAAGAUUUUAUUGAAGAAAUGCAUAAAUCACUAUCGAAUUCAUUUGAAAGUCCUCCCGAUAGCCCAUGUUUCCCGGUUACAAUUAACACAAAAUAUUUUGAUCCAGAUAUGCGGAAAUCACAAUUGAAAUCACAUGAAAGUCCUUCUACUACUCCGGAUUGUAGGCUUUCGAGUAAAUCAUUAUCGAAAUCAAUUGAAAGUGUUCCUGCUACCCCAGUUUUUCCGAUAUUAAGUAACACAAAGAAUUUUGUUCCGGUAAUGCAGAAAUCAGCACCGAAGUCAUAUAAAAGAUACUUAACAUCCUAUAAAGCAGAAAAUAAAAUGUUUAACAGAUUGAAGUCGGAAAGGAAAACAAACAAGAUGGAACGAGAAAUAGAACUAGAAGAAAAAAAACUCGAGUUUCAAAAAGAAAAAUUCAAAAUUAGUAUGGAGUUGAAAUUAUAUAAAUUAAAACUCAAGAAAAUCGCUUUGGAACAAAGGGAGAGGUUCCAAAAAAUGAAGAUUGAAAAAGAAAAGUAUUUAGCUAUGUAUGAGUUAAACUUAAAAUAUAAGAAUUAAUAA